GCUGGUAAGCCUGGUAUAAAUAGGGCUAACAAAUGCGUUUGGCUAACAGCUGACUACCGUACGAAGCCAUAUGCAUAGUGCUGUGGCUGUUGUCGGACAGAUGGCUUGAUUAAACGGAACCGUUGUCACGGCGUUGUAUUUUUAUUUUUUAGUUCUAAUAACUUUUGCGAGAGAAUCUGGGAGGUAUUAAUCGUUUUUUAACUGAUUUACUGAAAACCUGGAAUCGUAGGAAUUUGGAAAUUUAUGUUCGUUAUCGUGGUGGUGGGUCCUAACUACUGAUUGGGAAACGGGAUUCUGAGAUUUGCGCGUAAGAACGAAGUUGGAGCUGAUUUUGGCUUUGACUGUCGUUGUGGCUUCUCGAAAUUCCGAAGUGACCGUUAUCGUUGUUCUGUUUUGCUCCACUUUAUGUUUGCCAUCCCUCCUGUAAAAUCCGCGAUUCGUUAGGAAUAAAUUGACUUUAACAUGGACAAUGACCAUAACUAUCAGCUGGACGCCGACGAGGAUCCCUUAAUAUAUCCGUUCAAUCCCGAACAGAACGGCGAACCUGGCUUCCCGGUCGACAUCGAUUUCGGCGUCCAGGACCAGGAACUGCAAGAUCUGGAAAUUAAUUAUUUCGAUGAUCACCCCAACGGUUACAAGGAGACGAGAGCUUCCAAGAGAACCCGAGCGCAGGUUCCAGAAAACUUCCGGAAUGGCGCUACCGCUUGCAUGGAGCAGUUUGUUGAGAACGUGCGGCAGAAAGUUCGCAGUCCACUGGUUACGGAAAAUAUGAAAAAGCUCUGCGAGCUUAUUCAGGAAUCUUUUGAAGAAUAUCUGGGACUGCAUCGAGACCCAACAGAAGAUAUUAAUUCGGUGUCGGUCGUGGAGUGUCCAAAGCUGCAUUUCCUGUUGGAAAAAUUUGGUACAAUCCACGGUGACCACGAUAGCGAUGAGGAGAUUAGCGAAUUUUACAAAACGCUUGCCAAGCACUUUGUCGUCGUCGCUGACGAUGCCGAUAUGCAGUAUUAUGGCUGCGUUAUAUUGUACUCUGUGAUGCAAGGUUUUUGGGCCAGUUCACCCGAAUACGCAAAGAUAUUUUUUGAAAAUGAAAUAUUUUUCCCAUUUAUGCACUUCAUGCAUACCAAUCCACCAGGUGAUCCCGUGCUCCGCUUACCUGCUCGACAUCAAACGGAAAUUCGAGCCAUAUUAUGCGGAUUAUACGGAACGCUGUUUGAGCGAGCUACCCUGGAAGAUUUCACUGUGAAUUUUGGCGUCAUUCGAAAAUUGUUACCGGGACACCUUUCACAACUCCGCAGUUAUAUAGCGACUUUGAAACCUUCUGAACCAUCCGAUGCGCGCCCGGAACCGCCGCCAGUUUUCAGUACGCCUAAUGUUCCGACAACGUCCCAGCGAUCCGGUACUAAGCGGCGAUUAGACCGGACAAAGAGUGUUUUGGAUUCUGGCAGUUCGACACCCUCGUCAAGUCGCCGGAAAAAGGCCAAGCUCACGACUUCGACUGAUGUUGUUAGAUUAAAUAUUGAUGAAACGUCUUCUUCUUCUUCCUGGGCUGAAUAUGAAAGGCAUCAGAUCGGUGAACUAUCCCAAAACUUCCGAAUCUUACCCACCAUGGACGAAAAACUUGAAAUUCGAUUGACUUUGGAUUUGCUGGUCGGUCUGGCGUCUGUUCGUGAUUUUGAUACCACUUUCCAGGAAGUGGAUGUUUUGGGAUUAUGCUUUGAUUUCUUGGACGCCCGAAAAAAAUUAACUAUUCGAGUUAUGGGCCAGGCGAUACAUUUGCUCGCCAAUCUUGUACGGAAUUCUCGCUUUGGUACCAGGCUGUUGGAAACACCAUUACGCUUUAUUCAGAUGAUGAAAAUCCCCAAGCCAUCCAUUCCUUCCGUCUUUGUUGUGAAGUUGUUCGCUCACGUUGUCUCUUCUUCUGAAUACGCGCUGGAAACAAUGGUAAAAUAUCCUGACCUUGUCCAGAAUACGACAGCUUUCAUGGUCGAAUAUGGACUGCAAUCUGGACAUGAGUCAGCUCGAAAAUGGGCAGCAAAAUUUUUUAUUUAUGCCCUGAAGUUUCGUGCUUUUAUCGAUACCUUCGACGAGCCGAAAGUGGACGGUCUCCGCACUUUGUUAAACAUGAUUGGUCGCUAUGAUUAUUUAUGGCAAAAUGAAUUAGAACGGCAGUUAUCGGACGAGGAACAGCUGAUGUCCGCAUCGGAUGCGUUGCAUCUGCUCUAUCAAGUGUUAAACUGCUAUUUUACAACUGAUAUGAUUAUCAAGGCUGAAUGGUUUCGCCAAGAUCUUCUGCGUCGGGCUCGUGAGAAUAAAAAGGAAAUAGCUCUGGAAAGCAAAUUUCCCCGCAUUGCACCAAAUAAGGUUUUCUUUUUGGAAAAAGAGGAAAUGGAUGAUCUUCGAGAUUUCCUCUUGGCUCACGUCCCUUUGUGCCGAAUUCGAACACGGCGGGAUCGUAUACUGCGCUUUGUACAGUUUGAUGGUGUUACGCGUCUUCUGAGGCUGCUGGAACUCGACAAGUUUACGAUGAUAACCAACAGAGAGUUCACUGUUGUUCCGUUUCACAAGAUUGGAUUAGAGAUUCUGGAAAAAUGCGUCCUGUCAAAAUGUGCUCAGGAUGCGAUCAUCAGCUACACGACUUCGGAUCAGUCGUUUCCGUAUACUGGAUUUGGGAUGUUGAUCGACAUGUCGGUGAAGUAUUCGUCCAGUGAUACGAGCGAUGUGAAAAAAAGUGCCGAUACCGCAGUUAAAAAGUCUGCGUUGGAUGUUUUAUGCAAUUGUAUCUUCGGAAUGCGAACUGGGAAAGAUCCAGAGGAGAGUGAGCUGACGGAGAGUCAAGGGAAAAGUCGACCGUUCUAUAACGAUCCGGAACAUUUUAAGCAGAUGGUGAACAUAUUUCGACGACAUAAAUGUGUGGAAAUGAUGCGGCGAGUCAUCCAUGAAGCCGAAGAUCCUGAAGAGGAACUGCUUCGUACAUUAGCUUGUAAAAUUCUUACCGGUAUGGCAGCAUCGCCUUCAUGUCGACAGGUUAUGAGAGAGUUGUCGUUUUUCCGAUCUGGAGAAAUACAAGUUCUCAUGCGCGAGCCUUUAACCAUUGAUGGGAGCAAGGAAUUCGCCAACUUUGAAAAAGCCGCGAAAGAAAUGCUGGAAGCGGUUUUCGAGACAAAACUGAGGACGCCAAUUCCACCCAGCCUCCCGGAAGCGGUUUUAAGACAAGACAUUCUUAGACGAACUCGCAUUACGUUUAGCUCUCAAGAAAUCGAUUUGUUAUUGUUGGAUCAUUUGGAAAAUCGUGGCUUGAACACGACGGCAAACUGUUUAAAAAGCGAAGCGGGUUUGAAUGAGCCAAGUUCGGUGGUUGCACAGCCGACUAAAGCGAAGUCUCGCCGGUCCAUUUAUCCGAGUUUGAUUCGAGUGGGAACUCGGUCCAUCAACGUUACCGGGGAAGAUUCGAACGGUGGAAAUAUACUGGGACAGCGAAAUUUUAUAUUAGAUGCGACGGAUGCCUCGACCAUGGUUGUGCCAGGAUAUCCUGAUUUAGUUGGAAUUGUAGCGAAUAAUUUCCGCAGUGAGCAUGCCCAAUGUGAAUAUCCCAUCGCUGUAUGUCCGCCUUUUUCUCUGAAAAAACGGCACCGGUGUCCAAAUCCGGUAGGAAUUCUGAACGCUCCGUAUAACAUUAGUCAGAGGUUAAGCAUGCGAGGCGGUCGUGGAGAUGAAACUCAGUGGGGACGAUCGCUGGAUCGUCGAUAUAUAUUUGGAAAGUUGAGACCGGUUUGCAACUUUGGGUUGCCAGCGGAUGCAGGCGUUUUUGACCCGGAAGGCGGACUUCUAUCGGCGGCGUUCAUGGGUGUACAGCAGAAUAAAAUUGUUACGGGAACGAUGGAUGGAUACGUGGUUGGAUAUAACAUUUCUGAACCAUCUAAGCCCACGUUCUAUCGAGCUUGCCACGAGUUCGAAUGCGAAACUCAUCAUCUCGCAAUGGUUCCCACGUUUCCUGCUUGUGAUGUUUUUGUCAGCUGCUGUUCGUCUAUAUCGUCGACAUUGUGGAAAUUGCGACCGGGUGGAUGUGACGUUAUUAAGCAGUAUCCUUCCGUGGAAUAUAUGACGUUUCCUCAUUUCCAUGAUAAUAUUGCUUUGGGCUGCGAAAUGGAGCAGUUGUCACCGGCUUAUACAAUAGAUCUGGAAACCGGCAAUAAAAUUUUGACGUUUUCCGAACCGAAGUUACAAGGCCGAUACGUCAAGAAUCGCCCGAGUUUUCAUCCUAGUGAUGAUAUGGUGACGCAUGAUGGACUGCUCUUUGAUGCCCGUUCAGGCAAACUUAUCCACCAGUUUGAUCAGUUCGAGCGGCACACAUCGAACGGGGUUUUUCAUCCAGAUGGGAACGUCAUUAUAAUUGAUGAACAAGUCUGGGAUUUAAGGACUUUUAAACUGCGCAAAAGUGUGAUGCAGUUGCGGCAGAGCCUGUUAAAAUUCAACGCAACGGGUGACGUAUUGUACGCCGUCCAUUACGAGAAACAAGUUGAUGAUUUGGAGCCAACAGUUUACGAAUUCCCUGGUGGUUUCACAACGGUUGACUCAAAGGAUUAUUCAACUAUUGCUGGUAUUGAUCUCAAACGAAAGUUCCAGUGUUUAACUCUGGAUACACUGGACAACCAUAUCUUCUUGGGUGAAUCUUACAGCGAAAGCCUCGGUGCGUAUGGAAGAUUAUUUCAGAUCGGUGUGGACAAAGGGGAUGAGGAGGAAGAUCUGGAGAAAACCGACGAUGAAGAUGACGAUCAUUUCGGCGAUGACGAUGACGAUGAUGAUGAUGAGGAAGAUAUGACGGCCAUCUUCGAUGAUGACUAUGGAGACGAAAUGGACUGGGAAGAGGUGGAGGACGAUGAUGCUGCGCCAUCACCUGAGAACGAAGAGGAUGAAUGGACAACUGAUGAGGAGGCGGGUAACAAUGACGAUGACAACGAUGAUGACGAUGUGGUAUAUGAAGUUGGUAAUCAUGUCGAUUACGAACCUGACUGAAGUUCGCAUUAAUUGUGUUUAAUGGCUUAAUGGGGAUAACGCUGGGAGCACAAGUUUUGCUGUCAGUAGUUUCGUACAUUCUCAAAUGCUGUAUUUUGAAAUGUGUAAAUUACGUACCAGACUGUGAUGGUUCCGCCUUGGGCUUGCUCCACUUUGAUUCUUUUAUGGUUAUACGUUUUCGAAGCUUUUUGCUAUGCAUUUUGCGGAUUGUUUGUGUUACGUGUGUACUAAUAAAAGUUGUAAUUUGCUGGUAGUUUCAUAUU
Molecule: messenger RNA, 5276 nt
Organism: Paramacrobiotus metropolitanus
Lineage: Eukaryota; Metazoa; Tardigrada; Eutardigrada; Parachela; Macrobiotidae
Product: DDB1- and CUL4-associated factor 1-like
Exons: 16
Coding region: 463-5013 (1516 amino acids)
Biological process (GO): protein ubiquitination
Cellular component (GO): Cul4-RING E3 ubiquitin ligase complex; nucleus
Molecular function (GO): protein binding
Source: RefSeq, a predicted model, not a curated record